CACUGAGGUGUUGCAGGUUGUUCUCCGGCUCAUUCCAGAAGAGUGCUGGGUGGGUAGAGUAUCAGCUGAUUUGUGGCGAUUCCCCCAACUUGUAGUGUGGAAGUGUCACCGAAGCUGGAUUUGUAUUUUCUCUCGUCCAGACUUUCCCACUACUGAGAGACCGAACAGGAGCCUGAAGGAAGCUGCCAUAUCGCUUGCGGUCGUAUGAACAGGUCACACCCCUGCUCAUUUGUGCAGGAGAUCAGGUAAAGCAAAGGAGGAGGGCAGAUUAAAAGGGACCAGUUCAGCCACACUGACACAUGGGUCAAGUUGAUGCCGAGAGGAGCGUCUCUAUAUUUGUCCUGCAUUGCAUUUGCACAACUUAAGUGGUGAUCCCUAUGGUACAGUGAUGUGGAUAUUGUAAGCCAAACCGAAUUCAGGCCGACCUCAUUCCUCGUGUUCAAUAUGGAGCUGAAGGUGUGGGUGGAUGGAGUGCAACGUGUGGUCUGUGGUGUGUCGGAGCAAACGUCCUGCCAGGAUGUCGUCAUUGCUUUGGCCCAAGCCAUAGGUCAAACUGGACGUUAUGUCCUCAUCCAGACUCUUCGGGACAAGGAGAGGCAACUUCUGCCCCAUGAAAGGCCCCUGGAGUUCCUAUCCAAGAGUGGACAAUAUGCCAAUGAUGUGCAUUUCAUUUUGAGGCGCACAGGACCAAGCUUAGCUGAACGUCCAUCCUCCGAUACAGGCCCUGUGCCCCCAGAGAGGACUUUUGUCAGGUCGAGUUUGCCCCUAAAUACUCGAACAGCUGGCACAGAAGUGACAAAGUCAAAGGAGCCCAAAAAGUCAUUGACAUUUAAUUUGGGGCCUAUAGGUUCCACUGAUAUUUUGUCCAAGCACAGACAGAAGCAAGUGAAUGGCACUCCUGUUAAAGAUGGUUCCUCCCCGAGGCCCCCCAGCAAAGAGGAGAUAUUCAAGAUGGUGUUACGGCAGCAGGAUCAGCUAAAGUCCAUAGAAAUGCAAAAUGUUUCUUUAGGCAAGGAUAUCCAGACGUGGGAAAGAGGCAGAGCUGGGAGGCCCAUGGAUCAAGAUGAAGAUGAAAUAGCUUACUUGGAAAGACUGAUCCAGUGUAAUGAAGCUGAGCUUGGAGAAGAGAUGUUUUGGGAGGAUGAACUGCAAAGGGAAAGGGCAGAGGAACAAGGGAGGCAGGAGAAAAUGAGAAAGCUUAGGGCUACAAUGGAGGAGUACACCGUGAAAAUACAGGAGCUCACUGAGCGGACAGAAGCCCUAGAGCUGGAGAUCCAAAAAGAGACUUCCAAGAGACUUGCGUCAGGGCCCAGUCUUACUGACCUAGAAGAAAUGGUUAUCAAGAUGAGGAAAGAGCUGGAGACUAAGAUUGGGCAAGGACGUCAGCUGGAGAGCAACUUAUCCAACGUGGAAAGGGCUUGUGAGGAGGCCAGGAGAAACCUUCAGGCCAGGAAUCAGGAGCUGGACGAAGUGAAUAAAGACCUCAGGCAGUGUAACCUCCAACAAUUUAUCCUUCAGACAGGAUCAACCGUGACAAGCGCUCAGCUUCGGCCCGAUGAAGAUCCUUCUCUUGCUGAGCCUCACGAUGUACAGUGGCAAAACCAGCAGAGGAACAGAGGUCCCAUGGAUUCUCCUCCACGACCAUCAUCCAAUCAUCUCAUGGGCCACCCCCGGAAUUUGCAGAACCCAAUGGUGUCCGGUUUGAGUCCUGAGGUGCUAUCAUCACGAGAGGCGUCCUGGACUUAAAGAAUAAAGCAGUAUCUAGUGUAACAGAGAAGCCUCCCUCAUUUUACAGAAAUAUGUAAACCAGGAACUAUAAAUAUAUAUAAAUAUAUAUAAAACAUUUGCAGUAAUUACAUUAUAUUAUAAAGGUGUAUAUAUAUUGUUUAUAUUUUUGUAUUAUAAAUAUAUGAAUGAACUUUUAUGUGUAAAGGGAAUAUUCUCCAUGUACUAAAAGCCUUGCCAUGGGAUUUCCCAGGCUCGUACUCUAGUGAAUAAAAGAAAUCGUUUGUGAAGUUUUCCCACUGAGAUGAUCCUGUGAUUCAUCAAUGAACUCCGUGGAAGUGGAGCAGGAAGAACCAAGCAGGCCCUGAAGAAGACCAGUGACUUACAUAUGGGCAUGAAUAACAGGGUAGUGGGUGUUUGUUCAUUUGUGCCCCCCCACCCCCACCCCAACACAAGAAGUUUGGAAAGGGAAAAUUGUUAUGAAUGAUUCUGUUUUUGUUGUUUUUUACCGAUGCAGUGCUUGACCUUUCUGGAGAAUAUUCAAAUAAAUGUAACAUUUUCUUAAA
Messenger RNA from Xenopus laevis (African clawed frog), 2291 nucleotides. It is a transcript of the gene rassf7.L, whose product is annotated as Ras association (RalGDS/AF-6) domain family (N-terminal) member 7 L homeolog. The record is from RefSeq and is a predicted model, not a curated record. Gene Ontology annotation, biological process: signal transduction. The transcript is spliced from 7 exons. The coding region runs from base 445 to 1746 and encodes 433 amino acids. Lineage: Eukaryota; Metazoa; Chordata; Amphibia; Anura; Pipidae.